Messenger RNA from Pipistrellus kuhlii (Kuhl's pipistrelle), 1060 nucleotides. It is a transcript of the gene UBXN10, whose product is annotated as UBX domain protein 10. The record is from RefSeq and is a predicted model, not a curated record. Bases 149 to 985 code for a protein of 278 amino acids. The transcript has 2 exons. Gene Ontology annotation, molecular function: protein binding. NCBI's taxonomy places the organism in Eukaryota, Metazoa, Chordata, Mammalia, Chiroptera, Vespertilionidae.
UCUUCAGGGCCUGGCCUAUUCCGGGGCCAGACCGGAAGCACGUGGCCCCCCACCAGCUCGGUUGCCCGGGAGACCCGGGCUGUUUACCAGCGGGACAGAGCCCGCUGCUGCGCGGAUGGAGCGGAGAGGAGAGGGGUCUUGAGAAGCAAUGGCCACAGAAGCCCCUGUGAACAGAGCCCUCCCUGAAGGCAGCACGGUGGUCAGCACUGCAGCCGAGCGCUUCAUCUGGCAGCCAGACUCGCUGAGCAUGCACGUCAUAAGGCCCAAGUCCGCCAAGGGCCGCUCGCGGCCGAGGCUACACCAACCCCAGGACGCGGGGGUGUGCUCUCACCGCACGCCACCUUCCCCGCAGCCAGCCAUUCCCUGCGAGUCGCUGAGCAGCCAGAAGCCAGGAGCCUGUGCCCCCAGGUCCCCGAUCCAGGGCGCUCCCCACGAGGUCCCCGAGCUGCUGCAACAGGUGCCCAUGGGUGCUUCCUCCUCCCUCAAUAAGUACCCGGUCCUUCCCUCCAUCAACAGGAAGACCCUGGGGGAGGCGGGCGUGGAAACCGUUGCUCCGAGGGCCGGCUCCCUGCAACUGAGCAGCCUCCAGGCUCUUUACCAGGAGGAGGCCGGCACCACGAAGACCAGCCAAGAAGAUUCCAGAGCUGCAGCUCAGUUCCUGGAGAGGAAGCUCAGGAGACAGAGCUGCUCCAGGGCCGGAGACCUGCAGGAGCCAUCCGAUCAAGAGCCGAGGCUGCUGCUUGCCGUCAGGUCCCCAUCGGGCCGAAGGUUCGUUCGCCAUUUCCGGCCCACGGAUGACCUGCAGACCAUCGUGGCCGUGGCCGAGCACAAGAACAAGGCCACCUACCGCCACUGCAGCAUCGAAACGAUGGAGGUGCCCAGGAGGCGUUUCUCCGACCUCACCAAGUCUCUGCAGGAGUGCAGGAUCCCUCACAAGUCGGUGCUGGGCAUCUCGCAGGGAGACGACGGGGAGCGGAGGGUCUGAGUCCACAGCCACCCAGCCAGGGUCCCGGGUCUCUGAGCAAGGAGCAUGCUCAGGGGCCAGGGCCUCCCAGGCCGG